AUGAAGACUAACCCAAUACCAGACACGAGCGAUAUCAUUACUGCCGACGGUUGGGUUGAUUCCAAGCUAGUUAUUGUGGCCAAUGGCACCUUACCAGGACCUUCUAUAGAAGUUUAUGAAGGUCAGACAGUUAUAGUCCAUGUCAAAAACAACUUACCAAGUGAAGCAACCUCAAUACAUUGGCAUGGUCUUCAUCAACGCGACACUCCCUGGAUGGAUGGUGUUGCAUUUGUUACACAAUGUCCCAUUGAACCUGGACAAUCAUUUACGUACCAAUUCACAGCUGCGCCGAAAGGUACCUUUCUGUAUCAUUCUCAUAUCGGGGUGCAGCGAACAAUGGGUUUGUACGGGCCUUUCAUCAUACGGGAGCGCACAACAGAGCCCAUGCCGGAUUUGACCGUCAUCGCUGCUGAUGGAUAUUAUUUAAAGCCUGCUACAGCUGACUCGGUCAUUAUCAAUCCUGGGGAAAGAUUUGACUGUACUAUUGUCGCUAAUAAGCAGAUGAACCAGAGUUACUGGAUUCGGGCUCAGACUUACAAGUGUGGAGAUGACUGUGGAGAACAGAAGAUAUGUAACUGUAUGUAUUCUUUGGAUCUUGAGCAUGAUAAAGUUUACCAACUGGUUUUUAUCAACAUGGGUCAGGGGAAAGGUUGGUCGCACCCUGUCCAUAUGCACGGUCAUGCCUUUUAUGUCCUGAAGAUGGGUUACGGUUCCUACAAUAAUAUAACAGGCCUUAUGACAGGCGAGAAUAUGGAUGUGGACUGUGAAGAUGGUGUUCCUAGAGAUGUCAGUUUCUGCAAUAAUGCUACGUGGGCUAACGCUUCGUGGUUAGGAGGUAAUGUACCAGGUCUUGAACUGAAGAGUCCACCCAGAAAGGAUACUAUCAUUGUACCAACUGGAGGCUAUGUUGUUGUUAGAAUCAAGGCCGAUAACCCAGGUGUGUGGUUUAUGCAUUGUCACAUAGAACUGCAUAACAUGAAUGGAAUGGCCGUGAUGAUCAACGAAUCGUUUCCAAAGCAUCCGGAUCCACCAAAGGGGUUUCCAAGAUGUGGCAAUUUCGAUUACCAGGGAAAAGGGCCUGGUCGAUACUGCCCCGGGGAAGGUUUUGUGGCUUUUAUCUGUAAUAUGGUUGUUGGUGGUGUUGUAAUCUUGGUGAUGCACUUGGUUGAGAAGAAUGGUAUGAUAAUAUUUAAAGUUUUAAUUUCUAGUAAAGCCUCAUCUGAAGAUUUCCUUUGA
Molecule: messenger RNA, 1236 nt
Organism: Patella vulgata (common limpet)
Lineage: Eukaryota; Metazoa; Mollusca; Gastropoda; Patellidae
Exons: 4
Coding region: 1-1236 (411 amino acids)
Biological process (GO): iron ion transport
Cellular component (GO): plasma membrane
Molecular function (GO): oxidoreductase activity; copper ion binding
Source: RefSeq, a predicted model, not a curated record